This is a messenger RNA of Hemicordylus capensis (graceful crag lizard), 8987 nucleotides long. It is a transcript of the gene EPB41, whose product is annotated as erythrocyte membrane protein band 4.1. The transcript has 24 exons. Gene Ontology annotation, cellular component: plasma membrane; cytoskeleton. Gene Ontology annotation, molecular function: structural molecule activity; actin binding. Gene Ontology annotation, biological process: cortical actin cytoskeleton organization. The record is from RefSeq and is a predicted model, not a curated record. The coding region runs from base 382 to 3807 and encodes 1141 amino acids. NCBI's taxonomy places the organism in Eukaryota, Metazoa, Chordata, Lepidosauria, Squamata, Cordylidae.
AGAGGGCUGGUUGGCGGGCGCGGCGGCACACACGGGCACCGAAAAGAAGCUCCUCCCGGCAGCGGCGGCGGCUGGGUGCGGAGGAUGAUGCGUGGCGCCGGGAGUCAGUCGGGCACUGGGCUGCGUGUGGUGCCGUUUGGCCUGGCUGGGAGGCAGCUCUGCGGGAGGAGGAGGGUCCUGCGUGCUGGUGCCAAGUGGGGCAUCAGCAUGUGGCGCAGGGAAGGUGCGGGAUGGAGGCCGUGGAGGAGAAGGGAGGCGCAGGAGCUGCUGGGCUCCUGCCUGGCUUUGUAGAAGAGAGACCACGUUAUUAGCCAGCCUCGGGAAAAUCGCCUCUGUGUGUGUGUGUGUGUGCGCGCGCGCGGCUUUCAUCGGUAUCUGAGGAUGGAGAGAAUUAUGGGAUGGAAGGCUGUGACUCAAAACAUCAUGACAACUGAAAAGAGUUUAGUGGCAGAGGCUGAGACGCCUAAGCAGCAUCAGCCAAAAGAGGAGGAGGUAGUUGCUGAAACGGGAACACAAGAAGCUUCUUUGGAAAAAGUACCUGAGGGAGAUAAUCAAUCAAAGAAGAAGCUGAAAGCAUCCAAUGGUGACACGCCCACACGAGAGGACCAGAACAAGAACAAAGAGCGCACUUCUGAAAGUCGGGGUCUGUCACGCCUGUUUUCAUCAUUCCUCAAGAGACCCAAAUCUCAGGUCUCUGAGGAAGAAGGCAACGAGGCAGAAACAAAGCAAGGUGAAGGAGGUCAGAUAGAAACAGAUAUAGGAGUUGAUCUCAGUGAAGAGAUUCUUCUGAAAGCCCCAAUAGCAGCUCCUGAACCUGAGCUCAGAACUGACCCAUCAUUAGAUCUUCACUCACUCAGCAGUGCAGAAACACAGCCUGCUCAAGAAGAUAGGAGAGAAGAUCCAGAUCCAGAUCCAGAGUGCAGAGAUCUUGAGAUUAAGGAAGGGGAAGAGCAGGUGGAGUGCUCCAAUACAGACGAAAGAAAAGAAAACACCAGAGUGAAAGCAGACAAAGAACUAAAAAGUGCACAGAAAACCGCAAGGAGACCCAGAAACAGCAUGCACUGCAAGGUUUCUUUGCUGGAUGAUACCACCUUUGAGUGUUCUCUGGAUAAACAUGCCAAAGGGCAGGAUCUUCUUAAGAAAGUAUGUGAUCACCUCAAUCUUUUGGAAGAAGACUAUUUUGGACUGGCCAUAUGGGAUACCGCAACCUCCAAGACAUGGUUGGAUGUUGCCAAAGAGAUUAAAAAGCAGGUUCAUGGAGGCCCAUGGGAUUUUACUUUCAGUGUCAAGUUUUAUCCUCCAGAUCCAGCACAACUGACAGAGGAUAUAACAAGGUAUUAUUUGUGUCUCCAGCUGAGAAAAGACAUUAUCGGUGGACGACUUCCUUGCUCUUUUGCUACGCUGGCUUUGCUAGGUUCCUACACAAUCCAGUCUGAGCUAGGGGACUAUGACCCAGAACUGCAUAGUGCAGAGUAUGUCAGUGAGUUCAAGCUGGCCCCAAACCAGACAAAGGAACUGGAAGACAAAGUCAUGGAACUACAUAAAACAUAUAGAUCCAUGACUCCAGCUCAAGCUGAUCUGGAAUUUCUUGAGAAUGCCAAAAAGCUGUCUAUGUAUGGAGUUGACCUUCACCAAGCCAAGGACUUGGAAGGUGUGGAUAUCACUUUAGGAGUCUGUUCCAGUGGCCUUCUUGUCUAUAAAGAUAAAUUGAGAAUCAACCGUUUCCCUUGGCCCAAAGUGCUGAAGAUUUCAUACAAGCGCAGCAGCUUUUUUAUUAAGAUCCGGCCUGGUGAGCAUGAACAAUAUGAAAGUACAAUUGGAUUUAAACUCCCCAGUUACCGGGCAGCUAAGAAAUUGUGGAAAGUGUGUGUUGAACAUCACACAUUUUUCAGGCUAACAUCCACUGAAGCAAUUCCCAAAAGCAGGUUUCUGGCACUGGGCUCUAAAUUUCGCUAUAGUGGCCGGACGCAGGCCCAGACAAGACAAGCAAGUCGUCUGAUUGACAGACCUGCACCACAGUUUGAACGAACAGCAAGUAAGCGGGCUUCUAGAAGCCUAGACGGUGCUAAACAAACCUAUCAGAUUGAGGUCAGACCCGUAGAGGAAGAGAAGCAGGAGGAAAUGGUGUUGGUUGGGGUUCCGGAAUCAGAACCUGUGGAACAUUUUCGAGAGAAGCCAGAAAAGGAUACUGUUGAGAAUAUUGGAAAGAAACCAAUAGUGACUGAGGAAGUGGUGAGCUUGGAAGUGAUUGAAGUACCUGCUCCAGAAACAAAAUUAGUCGAACCAUUUAAAAAACCAUCAGCUGAACAUGUUCUUGAAAAAUUUGAAAUAAGCACAAUAAAAGAAGAGAAAGAAGAAGAAAAAGCAAUUGUGGUGCAGGAUGUAGAGCAAAGGCCAGCAUUACUUGAAACUAUUCACGAGGAGUCAGCAGUAGCAGUGGUUACACCUGACCGAAGCCCACGCCCUACAUCUGCACCGGCCAUUGCUCAGAGUCAUGCAAUUGAACCAAUUCCUCCAGCAGCUGCAUCUGCUAGCAAGGAAUCGGCCAUCGCUAAAGCAGAAAAGGAAACACUAAGAAAAGAAGUAAAAUACGAAGAAACAUUACCAGAGAAGGCCAAAACAGAGCCUGCUGAAGGAUUUCAGCAGCGUGCAGAAAAAGAGGAAGACCCAAUAAGAAUGAGGAAGAAAAGAUCAAAGAGACUAGAUGGUGAAAACAUUUAUAUAAGGCAUAGCAAUUUAAUGUUGGAGGAUUUAGAUAAAACUCAAGAAGAAAUAAAGAAACACCAUGCCAACAUCAGUGAACUGAAGAAAAACUUUAUGGAAUCUGUCCCUGAGCCACGACCCAGUGAAUGGGACAAGCGCUUGUCUACUCAUUCUCCCUUCAGGACUCUUAACAUCAAUGGACAGAUCCCCACUGGAGUAGAAGGAAGUGUGAGUGAUUCUCCCUUCAAAGAGGAUGUGGAUGCAAUGGCGGAGGGGGAAAAUAUUACCUCUCACUUUGAAUGGGAGGUCUCCAAGCACUCAGUAGGCUUUAAAGAGAGCCAAAUGUCAAACACACAGGAGUCUACACAAACUCAUGAAUUUGACACUUCUUCCAUAAACAGCAAGGAACAGGAGGAGGAGAAGGGUUCUGUUGCUCUCAUUGAGAGUAAGGAAGACUUAAAGUGUGAAAAGGGAAUUUACUCAAAUGUGGAAAAGGAAACUGAGGACUCAAAGCAUGCUGAGGUGGAGAUCUCUGUAAUCCCUGCUUCACCUCCAGUGCACCUUCAUGAACAAGAGGAGGAGACACAUGAUGUUGAAGAAGAAAAAAUCUCAAGCGAGCCACUUAGAAAACUAAAUGGAGAGUGUCACAGCUCAAAUACUGAUCAUGAGUUUCCUGCCCUCAUUCGCUGUUUCCAGCCACCCCUUGUGAAGACUCAGACAGUUACCAUCUCUGAUGUAUCCAACACUGUGAAAAGUGAGAUUCCAACUAAAGAAGUUCCUAUUGUCCAUACAGAGACCAAAACUAUCACUUACGAAGCUGCACAGACUGAUGAUGGCAGUGGGGAUUUAGACCCUGGAGUUCUACUAACUGCUCAGACCAUCACUUCAGAGACCACCAGCAGCACUACCACUACCCAGAUUACGAAGACUGUGAAAGGUGGAAUUUCAGAAACACGAAUUGAAAAAAGAAUUGUCAUCACAGGUGAUGCGGACAUCGAUCAUGAUCAAGUUCUUGUACAAGCCAUCAAAGAAGCAAAGGAGCAACACCCAGACAUGUCUGUGACCAAGGUGGUUGUCCAUCAGGAGACUGAGAUUGCAGAAUAAAUAGCAAGACCAGCUGUAUAUAAAGAUAGAUAUAUAUAUCGGGUGACGUUCACUUCAGAUGAAGAAGGCCACCCACGAUAUACCAGCAAAACUACAAGGAAGCUACCUUGGAGCACCAUGACCUCAAACUUGCCAGAUUUACUCUCAGUCAAACAUUCUAUCAUUUAUUACUAGGAAGUUGUGCUUUUUGAUGUUUACUUGGGAUUCUCCUUAAUUACAGUGAAUCCUUUUUGAUUAUCAUUUUUAUAUUGUGACCGACAGUAUGCCAUACUUUUCACUGUACUGGAGUAUUUUUUUUUCUACAGGUUUUUAUUUUAUUUUUUAAUUUUUUUUCCACAUUUCAUUUCCCACCACUCUUCUGGAUCUGCAUUAUGAUGUCAGAGGCCUACACAAGAAAUUUAGGGCAUACCAAAGGGGUGCUUCUAAUUUCAUUACCCUUCUUCGUCCUUCGUCCUUCUCAAACAGCUUCUUUUCUCCUUGGAACACCUGAUAGCACAGGGAUGGCAAUGUCCUAGAAGUGGCCCCUCUUGCCAGAGAAACCAGCAAAUCAGAUUUCAGUUUGUGCAACUUGCCUCUUGUGACUGACUGAUCCAAAGCACAUCGAGAGUUUCCCAACCACCACUAUUUUAUAUAUAGCAAAUAGGGCCACCCACAAGUGUGUGUCCCCUCUUUGCCUCUGGGUUUUCCUUGUGUUUGUGGGUUUGUCAACUCCUAGAUGCUUGAUCAUAGCAGGAGGUUGUGGUGUAAUUACAUGCACAGGUAUUUCAGUAGUUGACUAGAUUAAGGAAUCAUGGAAGUUGCUUCACCUUUUUAUACUGUGAAUUCUAGAGCUUCUAAAUGAACUGUGACGAGGCAUUUGACCUUCCUCCUCUUCCUCUCUCUCCUUUCUCUUGUUGGACUCCUUGGAAGACUGCAUCUUUUUAUCAGUACCACUUAUCUUUUUGUUUUCGAUUAAAUUAAGCCUAUUAGAAAUGUGUAUUUGGGAGGUAUGGACUCUGAACACUCUCAAGUAGACUGUAAUUUGCAGGAAUCCUUUUUUGGUUCCCGGUCAUUUGUGUUUGGUGGGUUUUUGUUUCUGUUUUGGUGGGGGGAAUGGGGUAGGAUAACUCUGAAUUAUGCUGGGUAUUGUUGUUGUUGUUUUUAAAAGCACUAUUUAAACUUAGCACAUUAGCCACAUUUCAGAACAAGUGAUGCAUGGUGUUUAACCUCAGAUCAUCCCUUAGAGACCAUUUCUGAGUUUUUAAGCAGACCAUUUCAAAUGCAUUAUCCAGGCUUUAGGUUGUUUCCACUGGUUUGCUGUUAAGACUAGGCCAUUUGGGGAGCAAUUGUACAUGAGGAUUCCUUCAUUUAAUGCUCCUGUCGAGGCAGUAUGAAUGGCGAUGUAUGUGUGGGUGCAGUCCACAGUACACGCCGCUCUCUUUCAUGCUGAUGUGACUGUGUAGAACUCCCUACGUGAGCCUCGCAGAAAUGAAUAGAAAGUGAAGAGCCGCAGUCCUUAGCUUGGGCUUCUUAGCUGCCAUGCUGGAAUGAAACCAGAUUGCCCAGGACCUGCUGCAGUUCUCAGCUUCUUUAUAGGCACAGACUGAUUUGCAAACACCACAACACACUCCCCCCCCCAUACACACACACACACACACACACACACACACACACACGAGCAGUAGUAGGUGUUACUGAGAGAGGGUGAGGACUCUGUGGAGGAUCUCCUCAAUAUCAUUUAUUCAGCUUUUAAAUUGUUUCUUUUAAAAACAAAUUACAUAAAUAGAAGAGAGUUGGCAUUAAUAUUCUUUUUGGAGAGAAGCUUCUCAGUUCCUAUAAGCAUUGCCACUUGCAUGACAAUUAAUAGCAUUUAAAAUUGGGGUACAGUUUGCUUGCUCUGUAUGGAUGCAGUGACCUUCCUUUCAUUACGUAGGCGACUUCACUGGCAAUGCUAAAACGGCAGGCCUUUCCUUCCAGCAUCAUUUGAAAAUCCCGUAAAGGUUUAUACCCAUAGAGUUAUGAACAAUAUUAUUUCUGUGAGAGGUAUGAGGUUGAAGUUGUGAAUAUGACUUAAUAGUAGCUAGGAUGGGGAGAAACCUGGCUACUGAGCUUGAUUCUAGCAUAUGAGAAAUGGAGAGCUUUCUGCUAUUUAAAUUAUUAAGAAAAUAUAUACACAUAGUUUAAAAAAAAACCACAACACUUCUGUGAGCUGUAAGCUCCAGGCGCUGUUCAGCUGGAACUUGUCUUUAAGCUACCUUGCCCCACUGCAUAUAAUCUCCCCCCACAUUUGAGCACAUUUGAACAGGAGAGUCAGUGUGGACUUGAGGGUGCAGGAAUUCAGCAUGGCUUGAUCACCUUUGCUUUAAUGUGCUCUGGGGCACUGCUAACUAUAGCCAGCUUCCAGUGGCUGCACUCCUGUGCUCACUGAACUGAGAGUAAAGCCUGGCUGAAAAUGGUGAACCUUCCUUCCUAGUGAAUAUGGAUACAGGAUUGAGUUGCGAGAUGUCCAGCUUCUCUUGACAAACAAAAGCAAUGAGGACCUUUCCUAAGAAUGUUAGACUGAACUUUAAACAUACACACACUUGUAUAUAAGUCCAUAGCACUUAAAACAAUGUAUUUAUUGUGGACAGAGAAUUUGAGCGCACUACUUUCUCUAGUGCUGAAUCUUAGUACUUCUGUAGCUUCUUCUAGAAUAUUAAAAGUGAAAAGCAGCAGCCUUGAAAUAGAUUUGUCAUUCUAAAGAAGGUGUAUAAAAAGACUUACUGUUGGUGCAGCUUGGUUUCUCCUUUAUGGAUGGAGCUUUUGCCUUUCAAGAUGUCCUUUAAGGGGGUGUCUUUUUUUUAUGCAUGAAAAUUAAUUGAACUGGUGCUUAUUCUUACCUAAUGAGGGGCAUGCACCUCAGAAUCUCCCUCUUCUUGGCCAUUGACUUGCCUGUUUCUGUUCCAUUUUAAGAGCUCUCCACUGUACCCCAUUUUGGUUCCCAAAGCCACCUAUGCAGCAGUCCUUAUCAACAGACACUUUGUUGCCUACCUUUCCCUUCCCACUCCACCCCGUUAAUUCAGAUUUUGCCACACCCCCAGUUGCUUUCCUUUUCCUAAACAUCUGAAUCCCACAGUCCCAACUCCCUCUAUACACACCUUUCCCGCCCCCAAUCCCAAGUGAAGGGAAGCAACAAUGUGUGGGGAAAGGUGAGAAGCAGCACUGGGAUGUGGAAGAUCAAAAGAUAAAGCAACCCAACAGGAGGGCAGUGGACAUGCCCCUACAGAAGGAAGCAAUGUCACAAGGACAUCAUGAAACGAAAUAGCUCACUGAAGGUGCCACAGUUCUGCCUGUUAUUUUUUUCGUAAAACAGUAUUUAUUCAUCAGAGUGUCACUUACUAGGGCAAAAGUUAGCCCUAGUAAAUUCAGUUAAUACAAGUUGAUCUUGCUUUGUCUAAUCAAAACUGAUUUCCAUCUAACAUCAAAGUUAGGUUCCUCUACCUUCCUUAUGCACUAGAUGCAAGAUGUAGAAUACAUCCAGGGCUCUCUUUGCUUUGUGCCCCCUUCCUCCCACAAAAUCUCUGCUAGAGUAGCCCAAUUCUGCAGCAAGUAAUGCUGAAUUCUGCUCCGAAUUCUGCUUAUAUAAAUUAUGGAAUUGAAGCAGAUAUACAAGAUCUUGUAUUUUGCAUCAUUUUAUUUUGCUUUUUAAAAAACAACAGCUAUUUCACAUCAUUUAUUCUGCUUCUGCUAAUUAUAAGAAGUGAGCAGCUGUUUUGAAAUCGAUAGGUUUCCAGGCACUGAAGCCCUUCCCUCUGAUUACUGAGAAUCUUACUCAGCAAUAAUUCUGAUACCUGGAAUUUCCUCAGGCGUUGCUGGCGUGUUUUUUUGUUUUUGUUUUUUUAAGGCAGCCAUAAAGAGUAGAAACUUGCUUUAAAAAGUGUUGCUGGAGACUAAAUUCUGUGGCACACUGUUUGCCUGUUCUGCCCUUACCCAGGACUGCUGCAGUGCACCCAGCUUGGAAUGUGCUCCUCUUGGAACGUGUGAUAUACCAUUUGCUUAUCAUCAGGGCUGUUGUGGAAAUUGUGAAAAGUUGCUGGCUGACAUCAGUGGAAGUCCCAUUUAAAUUAACAGGGCAUGUUAGUUAUGACAAACUCUUCCUUUUAAUUUCAAAGGGACUUCCAUCGAAGUUCAGUAAAGAUGUCAAACACUGCCUUUAGUUACUUGUGGCAAGUAAAGAUGUCCUGGCAACCAGGCAGAGGGCAGCACUUGCCAGUUGAGUAAGCUGGCAGUGCUUUCAGGCUGUUGAUGUGCCACAAGUGGCUAUCAUUAGGGUUGUUAGUUGGCUGGUGUACAAACUUUAUUGGCUAGUAACAUUUGGGCUUUAUUUGCCAGGCUGGCUUGGCUUUUCACAGCAGGUGCUCUGAAAACAGCUUACGAGUAUCCUUGAGGUAAGAUACCGUGGAAGCACCCUCCUGAGCUGUCUACCAGUGAGGUGGGAAUUGCCACUUCUUAUGAGGGAGGGGUCUUAGCAGGCUGCUUACAUCCUCAGACCUGCCAGCAGAAUAAAUCUGGCUCCUAGCAGUCUAAAUUUCUGGGGACCAGAGCUGUAAUAUCAGUGCAGUGAAAGCAAAAUGGAUGAUUUUAUUUAUAACACUGAGAUAUGUUCCCAGUUACUUCCUCCCCCAUCUAGAAGGUCAUCCAUAAACUCUCUUAACUGUAUAAUAAAUGGAAGCUAAUUUACGCAUGAAUGUUUGUACAGAAGGAAGGCAGCAACAGUGACCUAUACUGACCAAAUUGAAGGGCAAAAAUCAUGCAACGUCUGUUGCUAGACACGAGUGUGCAGCCAACAAAGUACUCAUAAACCUUGUUUAUUUGGGUUUUCAUAAAUUGUGCUUUGCCAUUUUCCUACAAUGGACAAUUAAACAUGAGUAUUCUGACAAUGGGGGCUUGUUUUUUGUUUUUUAUACAUUCAAUCAAAAAUUAUUUUGCUGCAGAUAUGAAGGAGCUUUGUAAAAUUUGUAUGACAAUGGUGAAUUGUAUAGAAUAGCUAAUUACAUCUUUCUUUAAAAAAAAAUAGGAACAGAGCAAUCUUUAUAGCUUAUGUAGCUGUUAUUUUGAACUUUUGUAGUCAAAGGGAAAGUGGAUGUAGCAUUUAGACAUAAAUGUUCAAUCUUGCUACUUGUAUUGCAUUUUUUCAAUAAAUUUUCGAAUAAAAAAUGUCA